Messenger RNA from Serendipita indica DSM 11827, 939 nucleotides. NCBI's taxonomy places the organism in Eukaryota, Fungi, Basidiomycota, Agaricomycetes, Sebacinales, Serendipitaceae. The record is from the annotation of a GenBank genome assembly.
AUGUCCCAUAACACUGAGAUAACUCUCUACAUAUGGCCCCAUAGCUGGAGCCUUCCUUCUUUUGACGUCGACUCGCUUGCUUGUGUCUUGUACUUGCAACUUCUCUGUGCAAACGGCCAGCAAAGUUAUGCGCUCGUCGAAUGUACCGACCCAGACGUUUCACCAACAUGUAGUCUUCCGUUUCUCAGACACGAGGGUCAAGAAAUUGGUACUGCGCGCUCGAUUUUGCGAUACCUCCAAAAGUUGCAAGGCGAAGAGGCAGGUGACGAUAUCGCGAGUGUAAAGCGGACAGCGUGGUCUGCAUAUGUAGACUCACGACUCAAGGACCUCACAAACGCGGUUCUGUAUGCGAAUCCAGAAAAUUAUCGAGUCGGUGUCCAUAAAGUCCUCGCGACGCUUCUUCCAGUACCUGCUCGAUAUUACCUCCCUCGGCGACUGAGGGAGGAGAUUCGUGCGACGCUCGAGCCCGCAGGCAUGUGGAAUCUCCAACAAGAGAACGACGAAAACGAUGGAAUGGAGGAGAAGAAACGACCUUUUGACAAGCCCAAGACUAUUGUUGACGAAAAGGACAAGAUUAUUAAUGAAGCAUUCGGGAAGGAAAAGCUGCUAGAAAAGGCCCGCGAAACCUUUGAUCUUCUCAACCCGCUACUGGCGCAUCAUGCGUUCUUCCUUUCGAAACAAGUCACUCCUCUUGACUGCCAGGUUGCUGCCUGCAUACUCCUCCUCCGCAAUGCUCAGACAGCAAAGAACCCAAUACCCGCACUGCUAGACGAGUUUUACCCAAAGAUAGUCGAACAUUCGGAUCGCAUCUUAUCCCUCGCAUUCCCUGCCGAUGAAAAGGCCAAAGCACAAGUGACCGUCGGAGUUGCAUCUCAUGCAAACCCACUCGUCCAACUCGGUCGUGCAGUUCACAGAGUCAUCAAGUCAGUAUCCUCAUGA